AUGGGGAGCACCCCUCCAGAGAGGGCUGGCUCGCACAGGCCCUCAGCCCAGCCCCUUGCAGGCUGGACCUUGGAGAGGGAGGCCCUGAGGCGACAUGGCACCUGGCUCCUGGCCUGCACCUGCGUCUGCACCUGUGUCCGCUCGGGAGUCUCUGUCUCAGGGGUUGGAUGAGGACCAAGGACUGGAAACUUCACCUGCCUCACCAACAACCUUCUCAGGAUCGAUUGCCGCUGGUCUGUCCCAGAGCUGGGCCAGGGCUCCAGCCCCGGGCUCCUCUUCACCAGCAAUAGGGCUCCUGAUGGCACACGUAAGUGCAUAUCGUGGGUCAGUGAGUGCACUGUAGUGCUGCCACCCGAGGCUGUGCUCCUGCCAUCCAACAAUUUCAUCAUCACUUUCCACCACUGCGUGUCUGGGAGGGAGCAGGUCAGCCUGGUGGAGCUGCAGUACCUGCCCUGGAGACACGUGAAGCUGGACCCACUCUCUGAUUUGCAGAGCAAUGUCAGCUCUGGCCACUGCAUCUUGACCUGGAGCAUCAGUCCUGCCUUGCAGCUGACGACCACACUUCUCAGCUAUGAGCUGGGAUUCAAGAGGCAGGAAGAGGCCUGGGAGUGUGCGUGUAUGUGUUUAUGUGUGCACACAUGUGCACUGAGGCUGCUCAUAGCCCCUGGGCCCUUCCUGCCCACAGGCUCUCUGAUCCCACCCUGGGGGUGGCCAGGCAGCACCUUUGUUGCUGUGUCUGUCUUUCUUCUGCUGACUGGCCUGACCUACCUCCUGUUCAAGCCAUCACCCAGGGUGAAGAGAACCUUCUACCAGAACGUGCCCUCUCCAGCGGCGUUCUUCCGGCCCCUCUACAGUGUGCACAAUGGGAACUUCCAGACUUGGAUGGGGGCCCACAGGGCUGGUAUGCUGCUGAGCUGGGACUGUGCUGCUGGCACCCCACGAGGAGCCUCGGAGACCUGCGUCCAGGAGGCCACUGCACUGCUCACCUGUGGCCCAUCGGGUCCUUGGAAAUCUGUGGUCCUGGAGGAGGAGCAGGAGGGCACUGGGACCAGCCUCCUGGGGAACCUGAGCUCAGAGAAUGUGCUGCCAGCAGGGUGUACGGAGUGGAGGGCUCAGCUGCUUGCCUAUCUGCCACAGGAUGACUGGACCCCCACAUCCCCCACCAGGCCAGCUCCCCCAGACUCAGAGGGCAACAGUAACAGCAGUGACUACUGUGCCUUGAGCUGCUACAGGGGAUGCCACCCCUCAGCCCUCCCAGGUAACAUGCAGAGCCCUGGGCCCAUCCCAGCCCUGGCCUGUGGCCUUUUCUGUGACCAUCAGGGCUUGGAGACCCAGCAAGGAGGUGCCUGGGUGCUGGCUGGUCACUGCCAGAGGCCCGGGCUGCAUGAAGACCGCCAGGGCACGUUGCUCCCUUCCGUCCUCAGCAAGGCUCUGUCCUGGACGUUCUAG
This is a messenger RNA of Rhinopithecus roxellana (golden snub-nosed monkey), 1449 nucleotides long. RefSeq names its product interleukin-9 receptor-like. The record is from RefSeq and is a predicted model, not a curated record. Gene Ontology annotation, molecular function: interleukin-9 receptor activity; interleukin-9 binding. Gene Ontology annotation, biological process: cytokine-mediated signaling pathway; immunoglobulin mediated immune response. Gene Ontology annotation, cellular component: external side of plasma membrane. NCBI's taxonomy places the organism in Eukaryota, Metazoa, Chordata, Mammalia, Primates, Cercopithecidae.